UGUGUUUUGGACCAUCUUCUUAUUUCAUGGCCAAAGUACAAUAGCCUUAUAUAGUUUGAGCAUUUUGGCUUCUAAGGAGAGUUAAAGCGGUCUCGAAGUGGAUUGUUUCCGCAGUGGCCCUAUUUGUCGCCUCAGCCAUGCCGCUCUGGGGGUCUGGCCCUCCUCUUCUCCCUCGGCUGAGGUGCCUCUUCCCUGCCACCCUUCUCCUCCUCCUCAGCCUUGGGGGGCUCCUACUUUUGCUCCAGGAGGAGCCCCCUUCUUCUUCGCCUGACACCUCUGAAAAGGAGCUGGAGAAGGAGCCCCUUCGAGAAGGUUCCCUGCUUGGCCCCAUGUGCUCCUCUUUGGCCCAAGGCGGGAAAGCCUUCGUGUGGCAGCAACGCCUGAAGACCACGUGGGGCUCUUCCCCAUCAUGCGAGGCCUACAUCUCCAAGAGCCACUACCUGACAAAGCCCCUGUCAUCAGAGGAGGAGGCCUUCCCCUUGGCCUACAUCCUGACCCUCCACAAGGACUUUGCCACCUUCGAGCGCCUCUUCCGGGCCCUCUACCUGCCCCACAACCUCUACUGCCUCCAUGUCGACCCCAAGUCACCGCCGGCCUUCCAGAGAGCCGUUGAGCGGCUGGCCAGCUGCUUCCCCAACGCCUUCCUGGCCUCCCGGGCCGAACCCGUCGUCUACGCGGGAAUCUCCCGCCUCCAGGCCGACCUCCACUGCCUCAGGGACCUGCUGGCCUCGCCAGUGCCUUGGAGAUAUGUCCUCAAUGGCUGCGGACAGGACUUCCCACUCCGCACCAACCUCGAGGUCAUCCGGCAUCUGAAAGGCUUCCGAGGGAGGAACAUCACCCCCGGCGUCCCCAUGCCCGCCCGCUAUGCAUCCCGCACCACAUUCGUCUACCGGCAGCACAUGGGCCCCCAAGCCUCCUUCAUGAAGCGCACCUCCCAGGCCAAGCCCCCGCCGCCCCACAACCUCAGCCUCUACUUUGGCUCGGCCUACAUCGCCCUCACCAGGCCCUUCGUGGAGUUCCUCUUCCAUGACAAGAGGGCCCUGGACUUGCUGGACUGGUCCAAGGACACCUACAGCCCCGACGAACACUUCUGGGUGACCCUCAACAGGAUCCCAGGUGUCCCUGGCUCCAUGCCAAAUGCUACAUGGGAAGGUGGUCUAAGAGCGAUCAAAUGGAGUGAUGCAGAAGCAAAUCAUGGAGGGUGUCAUGGUCAUUAUGUCAGGAGCAUUUGUAUCUUUGGAACUGGUGACCUGAAGUGGCUGCUGAACAGCAAAAAUCUUUUUGCUAACAAAUUUGAACUUGGAACGUAUCCACCUACUGUGGAGUGCCUGGAACUUAGUCUCCGGGAGAGAGCCUUGAACCAGAGUGAGGUACCAGUGGAACCAAGCUGGUAUCUUUAGCAAGAAUUUUAAAAAAUGAACAGAAACAAUAAUACAGAUCCAGUGUUCUAGAAGAACCAUUUUACCUUGAUGUCAUACAUCUUUUGGAUGUCCUAUACGGGUAAUUUUGCUAAUGUCUUGAAAAAUGCUGCAUCGCUCCUGAAAUAAGUCAGGUCAAUCUGUGUACUGGUUGGGGUUUUGAUAAUAUUUUUAAAAACUGCAUCCCAUUUUGGGACAGGAUGAUCAGGUAUUUUUUUUUUAUCAAUACUUUGGAAAUCAGUUCUGAUGAACAGAUUGAAAUUCAGUGGAUUUGGAUUUCCAACUGAUAGAAGGUAGACCUUGAACUUUGUUAUCAUCAUUUCUUGCCACUUGAUAGUUCAGAUCAGUGAAUUCAAAUGGAGUGCACCUUGUUGAAAGACUUCUUGAUGGGACUUCAUCUUUGAAAUCAAGUACCUAUUUAGACAAUUUCUGUCAGCUUCUGUUGGAUGUCAAAGGAUUGUACUUGAUCCAGAGUUGGCCGAGGCCCACAUUUCAGGAACAUGACUACAGAGGUUCAUCCAUUCUCUGCACUGAAAGGAGAAAGCGUAGCAUAUGCUAACAGAGAUCUGUCUCCCAUCUUUAACGAUGAACCUCUCAUGUGCCUCUUUAGAAGAGCAAAGUGGAAAUGGCAAGAGGGGAGGGGACAAGAUGCUCUGCUGAAUUUGUUGCGUUUGGCUUAGGUGCUAAUGAUCCUGAAAAUGAUGAAGGGAAGAAUCAAAGAAACAGAACUAAUAAGUUUAUGAGACCCCACACUGUUACAGUCAAGAGAUUACUAGUUUUUUAAAAGUGGAGGCACUGCCUAAACCAUCCUUCUCCAGAUGGGUCAAAUUAUAGUUCCUAUCUUCCUGAGACAGUGAAUUGUAAUCCAACCCAUCUUGAAUGGUCUAAUGUUGGAGAAGGCUGGCAUGAGCAGCCUUACAUACUGUCUGAUAAAAAAUUAAGAGGCAAGUUCUUUCUAGUGAUCUAUGGGAAAAUGUAAGCAAUCUCCAUUUGUAUAUCAUGUAGGUAAGACUGAAAAAUUGAUAGCAACAUAUGUUAAAAAUACAGGGGUGGGGGAAAAUAAUACAAAACCCAAUUCCUUCAAAUUUUAUAAUUAGUUUUAAGGACUUACUUUACAAACAUUAUUGUUACUGAAUUAAAUUAAUGUUUAAAUUAAAUCAAUAAUAAAACCACUAAUGAAGC
Molecule: messenger RNA, 2600 nt
Organism: Sceloporus undulatus (fence lizard)
Lineage: Eukaryota; Metazoa; Chordata; Lepidosauria; Squamata; Phrynosomatidae
Product: N-acetyllactosaminide beta-1,6-N-acetylglucosaminyl-transferase-like
Exons: 3
Coding region: 138-1400 (420 amino acids)
Biological process (GO): transforming growth factor beta receptor signaling pathway
Cellular component (GO): membrane
Molecular function (GO): acetylglucosaminyltransferase activity
Source: RefSeq, a predicted model, not a curated record